This is a messenger RNA of Schistosoma turkestanicum, 7011 nucleotides long. Lineage: Eukaryota; Metazoa; Platyhelminthes; Trematoda; Strigeidida; Schistosomatidae. The record is from the annotation of a GenBank genome assembly.
AUGUCCAACAAUAGUGGAUUGGAUAUAACAAAUUUAGAGGAUUUACGUGAUCCAUCGGGGAUUUUUUCACUGAUUGAAGUUGUGGGCAAAGGUACUUAUGGCAAUGUUUACAAGGGACGAUACACUCGAACUGGUCAGCUAGCUGCCAUCAAGGUAAUGCCAAUUACAGAAGAGGAUGAAGAAGAAAUUAAGCUGGAAAUCGAUACUUUAAAAAAGUUAUCGAAUCAUCGAAAUAUUGCCAGUUAUUAUGGUGCAUUUAUUAAAAAAUCUUCACCUCGUGAUCAUCUUUGGCUUGCUAUGGAAUAUUGUGGUGCUGGAUCAGUUGCUGACUUGAUAAAAAGUACUCGAACUAAAUCACUCAAAGAAGAUUGGAUUGCUUAUAUUAGUCGAGAAAUUCUCCGGGGUCUUAUGCAUUUACAUGCCAAUCGUGUGAUUCAUCGAGAUAUUAAAGGUCAAAAUGUAUUGCUCACUGAUAAUGCUGAAGUGAAACUUGUUGAUUUUGGAGUGAGUGCACAAUUGGACAAAACAUUCGGUAAACGGAAUACAUUUAUUGGCACUCCUUACUGGAUGGCGCCUGAAGUGAUACACUGUGAACAGGACUCCAGUUGUACAUAUGAUGCUCGUUCAGAUAUUUGGUCAUUGGGUAUUACAGCUUUAGAAAUGGCUGAAGGUCGACCACCAUUAUGUGAAAUGCAUCCAAUGCGUGCACUGUUUUUAAUUAUGCGUAAUUCACCACCUCGACUAAAACAAUCACCGAAUGGAUCUCGACAUUGGACACCAAGAUUUCAUGAUUUUGUUAAUAAGUGUUUAACUAAAGAUUUUCAUAAACGUCCAAAUACAUCAGAAUUAUUUCGACAUGAAUUUAUUACAAAUUUACCAAAUGAACGACAAAUUCGAAUUCAACUUAAAGAUCAUAUUGAUAGACAUAAACGAAAUAGGCAAACUGAAGAACACGAGAAGAUUUACGAAUAUGAAGGAAGUGAUGAAGAGGAGGAAGAAGAAACUAGUGCAGCUGUUAAAGGAGCUGCUGCCGCUGCUCUAGCUAUGUCAGCUGCUGCUAGUGGUAAUGGUCAGCCACAUCGUCUACCUAGUCAGAUUGGUCAUCAUCCACCUCAAUUUCGUGUACCGUCAGAUAAACAAAAUCAUGGUCAGGUAGUUCGAACCAGUGGAGUUCAUGAUCAAAAUGAAGUAGCACCAUUUGUUCCACAACCAUCUGUAUCAGGAUUAAACUUUAGACAACAUGGACAUAUGGUUCCAGGUGGAAAUAUUAUGAAUGAUAACCUACCAAUGAAUCCUCGACUCAUCUCACGAAACCCUAUGUCUGCAGUUAAUAAGUUGCCAGCUGUUACACCACAAUCAAUGAUGCCUCAUAAUAGUAGGUUAUCAAGGUUAGAUGAAGGUGAAUCAGCAACGGUCAAUGCUAAAGAACCAGGUGAAAAUACACUUCGUCAAAAUUUUGCUCGUUUACAGGAACGUGAACACCAUCCUUCUGUAGGUGUUGCCCCUCAACGAUCUGCCAAUGGACGCCCACAAUCAUCUGGUCAUCACUUUCCUCAACAUUCACGACCUUUGAAUAGCAGUCGUGGACCACCAGGAUAUAAUCAGUCACAACAACAGAUACAUCCGAAUCAACCAAAAUUGGGUGUUCUAGCUGCUGGGAAUCGUCUAGCUGACACAGGCGGCCCAUCACCUCAUACUGCUACAGUCUCAGAUACACCUAUAGAUAGUCAAUCUGUAACUAACAAUGAAAUUGUAUCCACCUCAUCCUCAGUUAAUAAUCCGGUCACUACACCUUUAUCAGUUAUCGGUGCAAUUGGUGAUAGUGGGCAGUUUUCGCAUCAUUUUCCCCUACAACAUCAUAGAGCAUCUGUGCCAAAUCCUCUCAAUUCUUUUCAUCCAACUGUUGUUACGACUUGUUCAUCGUCGUCAUCAUCAUCAUCACCGUCAAUCUGUUCAAAUAAUCCUUUGGGUAAUCUACUGAUUUCACCAUUUCGUGCAAAACUUACCAAUCCUGGUCCACCACCUGUUCCACUACAUCAGCAGGUUCGUAUUAAUAAUAAUAAUAAUAGUAAUAAUAAUAAUGGUGGAUUGAAUGGUGCAGUACAUAAUGCAUCAGGUGUACAAGUAUCUGGGAUUCAACAUCAAACUGAUGAACUGAAUGGUUCAUCUAGUGUCACUGGAAUGGCUAACGCUGCUAGUUCUCGUCUUCAACACAUUGUGGCACCGAAAUUUCCAUCAACUCGACCAACAAGUCAGGUUGUACCACAUUUAGACCUUCGUAAACCACCAUUGGAAUCAGCUUUACCUCAGUCGAUCAUCACGUCGACUAGUCCAGUUGUUAACCAAUCCAAAUCAUCUGCAAAUGUAAGUAUAUCGAGUCCUGUUAAUCGAUCAAGUGGAGCUGCGAUGGCUUUUGCUGCAACAACCACUACGACCACCACAACUACGAUAACAUCAGUACCGGCUAGUACAACAACAGUGACAACAACAACAGCAAGUGAAGUUUUUAACCCUAACUUUACUCGUCAACCGAUAGCAUCAAAUGUAGCAUCUGGAUUGAGCAAUCGAUCUCCAGCACACCAAGUAUCCUUAAUUGGUGAAAAUGUUUCAACGAAGAAUAUCACUACAACAAUUGCAAACAAUGGUACAUGUAUAAAUAAUAAUAAUCAACCUGGACUUCGUUCACAUGCUAAUAAACAACUGUCGAAUCGUCAAAAUUCCAGUGUUAUUCCACAAAAAUUACAUCAUCCUCAUCAUUUGCAUCAACAGCACAAUCUACAUCAUAUAAAUAAAAAAUCCGAGAGAUCAUGUCUUGAGUUUGGAAAACAGAAUAAUUUAUUAAAAUCCAUGGGGAAAGCCUCAUUAUUACCUGUUCUAAGUAGUCGUAGCAUAAGUACUAGUAUUCCGGUGGAUACAGUCUUGCCAACAUUAAAACAAAUAGACAGUAAACCUACCAUUCCCUCUUCAUCUUCGCAUGUUUUUUCAUCUCCAUCUCAUUUAUUAACUUCCUCCCCGUUAACACUUGUUUCAUCGACAUCUGUAUCAUCCACGAAUGUUAGUACUCAUCAGUUUCAUAUUAAUUUAUUCCAAUGGCUUAAACAAGCUCAACUGAAUCCAUCGUCUGCAUCAUUAGUGUAUUUAAGAGAACAGCUUCGAGAGAAUCCAUUCUUUCAGCAAUUUCACGAUCAUCAUCAUCAUCAACAUCACCACCAACAACAACAACCACCACCACCACAUGGAACUCAAUCACAUAUACCACGUGUAACAACAUUAAAUGUAAUACCAAAAACAACAUUAACUUCUACAACAAAUAUUAUUCAUCAUUUCCCAAGGCAACAACAAACAAAUGUUUUUAGUCAUCUUGAUGAAACAGCACAAAUUGAUCAAUCAUUAAUAGAUAAUGAUUGGUUUGGGUCUAAUGUUGACUUAAUUGAAGUAAAUCAUGCUGUUGAUAAGAACAAUGAUGACAAUUUAUCUGUUGUUGAUUUGUCAUUCAUUCAAACCAUAGUCUCAGAACCAUUAUUAACUACAUCAUCUCCAAAACCACCUUUAGGUCCAAAAUUAUUAAGACGUAAACUACCUAAACCAAGACCAGAUGAGUUGAUUGUUGUUGAAGAAGAUGAUUAUGAUGAUGGUAAUGAUAAUAAUAGCCAAGAAUUGAUCGAAAGUGAUCAACAUCUUACUUCCUAUCGUUUUAACUUGGAUGAAAUCUCUCGUAUUUAUGAUACACCUAUAAUUACUAACUGUGAAAACAUAGACUCAGUAAAAGAUGAUGAACCAUCUCAACAAAUUGUCGAGUGUGAUAACUGUUCAAUCAUAACUGAAGAACAAACUAAUAAUAAUAAUAAUAAUGAUCAAACAAAACCUGAAGAAAUGAUAAAUUUACAAUCGGAACUUGAUCAACUAGCUGCACAAUUGACUAGUUUAGGUGCUGUUUCACCUAGUCCUCAUCGACAAAAUAAUCGAAAUCAAUUGAAUGGAAAAUCAAAUACAGAUAAACAACCACCAUCAUCACAUCAUCAGCAACAACAACACCAACAACAACAGUCUUAUGAAGACAAUAAUGUUAAAUUAUCAAAAUCCUCUAAUGAAUCAGUUACAUCAACUGAACCAAUAUCUGUAAUGCAAAAAUUAAAUCGAACUAGUUCACUUUCUUCAACCUCGUCAACAUCUUCAUCCUCAUCAUCAUCAUCCACUACGAAUUCUUCUUCUGUAUCAUCUGAUUUUCAUGCUAAUAGAGAUUCACCAGUCCAUGUGGAAAAUAAACAUUCACCAUGUAAUUCAUCUUCAAUAAGUAGAUCUCAUUCUAUUGAUUCAAAUCGUGAAUAUCAUACAUCAAGUACUUGUUCUACAUCUUCUGUCUCAACUAUUUCUUCAUGUGAUUCUAAUCAACGUAAAAAUCAUGAAAAUGCAUGUAGAGUUUUAUUCAAUGGUAAACGACAUUCUGAAGUAGAUCCUCGUCGACUUACUGUUGUUGAAAAUGUUCGUGUGUUAAAUAACAAUAUUGAUAAGAUAGAGCUUAGUGAAAAAACUGAUUUUAAUGAACCUAAUGAUUUCGAUGGAAUACAAAGAGAUCAAGUAAAAUGCAUCGCUUCUGGGGAUGAUGAUUUUAAUUGUGGAGCUUACAGUAUACACAACGAUGUUGAAGACGAAGAAGACACUGGAGUUGGAGGAGGAGAAGAAGAGGAGGAUGAAGAUGAAGGUGAUGUCAUUGUUGUUGAAGAGGAAGAAGAGAAUGGUGCUGAUCUAGAAGAGGCUGAACAAUUAAGAGCUACUUUGUCUAUUGUUCGUGCACGUCAAAGAUCAUCCUUUGAUAAUGGAUCCAUGGGAAACGCUGAUAUUGGUGUUGGUAGUGUUGUCACAAAUGAACAACCUCCAUGCUAUAUGGAUAGUGGAACAUUGUCCAAUGCAGCUGUAAAAUGGCAUAAAGAAGGAAACUUCAUUUCUUUUAAUAAUCCUCAUUAUUGUAGCGACAAUAUGAUGAUGCACUCAGCAAAUUUCAUGCCUGAUUCACAAAUUAUCCUGCCUCCACCACUUCCUCCACGCUCUAAACGCCAUUCUUCUUACUUAGAAUCUCACUAUCCUAUACCUGUACACCGAACUUUUGUAGUUUCACCUCCAUGCCAUAUUUUAUUAGAGUUAGGUUCAUCCAAGCAAUCAAGGCGUUAUUCUGCACCAGGUCUUUCGAUUUUCAAACCAUCCGAUGAAUUUGCCAAAGAAACUUUACACAGUUUAGCAUCGAUUAUUGAAUCAACCGCUGGAACAAUUGGCCGAUCUGAAUCCAAUUUGACAUCACCGUCUGGGAAUAAUAAUGUUAAAUACAUUGUUUCAAAUGGUCAUUCAACUACAACUGAUCUACCUUCAUGUACAGAUAAAGUGAAAGUUACAAUUUCAUCACGAAAUAUCUCACAUAUUGGUGGUGUUCCACAUUCAUCAUCAUCAAAAUUAAUUAUAAAUGAGAAAGAAGGAUGUACAAAAACACACGAAACUGUAUCACCGCCACCACAUUCUUCAGACAGUAGUACUUCUGCUGUUCAAGGCGGUUUAUCUAACAAGCCAUCAUAUCAACCAACUGAGAUAAGCACAAGUAUUUCAACCAAUCAGCCUUCUUUAGGACAAUCCAGCAUAGGUCAGAAAUCAAGUCCACAAAUCUCCCCUCAGCCUGCAGUAAUUAUAGACUCAAAUAAAGCACUUCCUAGUUCUGUUUGGUCAGUCCAGCCAAAUGGUAAUCUUGGUCAUAGAGGAGUUUCAGGCCAAAAAUCGAAAAACCAGUUCGAUGUACAACUUUCACAUUCAAACUCUAAUCUGCCGCCAUCAUCUAACACUAGUAGUAGUAGUAGUAGUAGUGGUUUAAUCAAAUCAAUCGGUUUACCUAAUCCAUUAAGUGCUAAUUUAUUAAAUUUCAAUUUACCAUCAAUUAUAACUACAUCUACUACUAGUACAGUGAUUACUGCUGGUUCACAUUUAUUGCCUACAUGUGUUACUAGUAGUAGUAGUGGUGCUAGUUCUAUAUCAACAACAAAUGUUAAUUUAACCGGUAAUGAUACACCGGAAAUACAAGUUUAUAAAAAACGUUUCAAUUCAGAAAUUUUAUGUGCAUCAAUGUGGGGUGUAAAUUUAUUAAUUGGUCUGGAAACUGGUCUUUCUUUAUUGGAUCGUAGUGGUGAAGGUCGUGUUUAUUCUUUAAUUACAAGACGAAGAUUUUCAAGAAUGGAUGUUUUAGAAGGCCAGAAUAUUUUAGUUACUAUAUCUGGACGCAAAAAUCGUGUACGCGUGUACUAUUUAUCUUGGCUUCGUAGUAAAAUUAUGAAAACUGAAGGAUGUGACAAGAAAAAUGGAUGGGUUAAUGUCGGUGAAAAUUUGCAAGGCGCUGUACAUUUUAAAAUUGUAAAAUAUGAGAAAAUUAAAUUUCUUGUCAUCGCAUUAAGAGAUUCUGUAGAGAUUUAUGCUUGGGCUCCUCGUCCUUAUCAUAAAUUCAUGGCUUUUAAAAGAUUCUCUGGACUCAAACAUCGACCAUUAUUAGUGGAUUUGACCGUUGAAGAAGAUACCCGUUUAAAAGUUGUAUAUGGUUCAUCGAAUGGUUUUCAUGCUAUUGACUUGGAUUCGAACAUAGUAUUCGACUUAUAUAUGCCUUCGUUGAUUAAUUCACAUAUUACUCCUCAUUGUAUAGUAGUACUUCCUGAAACAAAUGGCAUGCAAUUACUUUUAUGCUAUGACACUGAAGGUGUCUAUGUAGAUACUAAUGGAAAAUUAACAAAAAAUAUUGUUAUUCAAUGGGGUGAAGUUCCAACUUGUGUAGCUUAUAUAUCUACCGGUCAAUUACUUGGUUGGGGUUUAAAAGCUAUUGAAGUGAGAUCAGCUAAAACUGGACAUUUAGAUGGUGUAUUUAUGCAUAAACGUGAACAAAAAUUCAAAUUCUUAUGUGAACGUACUGAUAAGGUAUUUUUUUCGAAUACCCGGUCUGGGCCACCCCAAGUAUCUAUGAUGACUCUUAGUGGUAUAAACUGGUAA